Molecule: messenger RNA, 1165 nt
Organism: Ruditapes philippinarum (Manila clam)
Lineage: Eukaryota; Metazoa; Mollusca; Bivalvia; Venerida; Veneridae
Product: E3 ubiquitin-protein ligase TRIM33-like
Exons: 4
Coding region: 83-1165 (360 amino acids)
Molecular function (GO): zinc ion binding
Source: RefSeq, a predicted model, not a curated record
GUUUAUUAUAUCCGGUGACAAGCAAAACCGAAAGUUGUGCGGAUAAAGAAUAUUAGCAUAUUGAUCAAAUCGAUUUCUUAAAAUGGAAGUAGCUGGCAAAAGGUUGGACACUGACACACAGUCUGCUGAAGGAGAGUCUAGUUUAUGUGUAUCAUGUGAAGUUGAAAAUGUGGAAACGCCAGCAUGUGGAGCAUGCCGGGAAUGCAACGAGGAAAUGUGUACCACAUGCUUUCAACAUCACCUUAAAGGCAAACUAUGUAGAAAUCACGUGUUUCUUUCGCUUGACGAGUUUUCGUCACUUUCAUUAUGUAGUGGACUAGAAGAUGUUACCAGAUGUGAAAAGCACGACAAUGAACUCAUCAAAUUUUAUUGCCGAUCACAUGAUAUCGUUGGGUGUGGAGAUUGUAUAGUACUAGGACAUGCAUCAUGUAAACCAGAAUAUAUCAAUGAUUUGGCGAAAUCCUUCAAAGAUGGAGACACAUACAAAAGCAUUGCGAAAAGACUUGAAGAUCUUGAAAAGCAGAAAACAGAUUGUGAACACGAAAUUGAUAAGGGUAAAUACGAAUGCGAAAACAUGAAUGACAAGGCAUUGAAAGGACUCCGUGAAUUCAGAACUGAGAUAAAUAAAUGUUUGGAUGAAGCAGAGGCUAAGCUGUUAUCAGAAAUGAAGAAACUGAGAAAGGAAAACACAGAAACGAAGGCAAAGAUUGAGGCAGUAUUACAGUCGUUUACGUCAGAACUUAAGAAAGUGAAACAGAUGCUUGACACACAGCUGUUUCGUGAUAAUGCAUUAUUCAUCAAUGCAGUUAAUUGCAAGUCUAAACUAGCUGAUAUAAAAAAUAUGUACGAACCAUCAACAAAAGACAUGGCGUUGAAAGGGUUUAAAUUUGUUCGUAAUGAUCAAAUGUCGGCGCUUCUGAAAUCCGAACAGCCUGUAGGAAGACUGCAGUUUUGUCAGAUUGAAUGUAGAACAAAAGAAACAAGAAAACAGAAGUUUUGUGUUGGUACUCGUGUUCGUCGUCCUGGGAAAUCAUUUUUUGAUCAAUAUCCAGGAACUGUAACAAUAGUUUCAGACAGAACUUUUACUGUAAAAUGGGAUCUCUUUGCCGAAGAGACAACAUACAACUUCGCCGAUGACAAUACUGAUAAAUUAAAAGUUAUUUAA